Blepharisma stoltei is the source of this 1661-nucleotide messenger RNA. Lineage: Eukaryota; Ciliophora; Heterotrichea; Heterotrichida; Blepharismidae. The record is from the annotation of a GenBank genome assembly.
AUGAGGAAAAGUUACUUGUGGGUGCUUUUGUACUUUGGAGCUUGGAGCUUGACCACAUCUGAAAUAACAACUGAGCUAGAAAAGCUAAAAAAUAUAAAGCAAGUGGUAGAAGUGGUGAUUUUUAAUUUGGAUUCUUAUAAGAUCUCUUGGGAGUAUGAAAAGCCAGAGGAUAAUUCAGAAAAAAUAGGACAGCUAGCAUUGGAAUAUCAUUUUGUCAACGAAACAAACUUUAAUGAGCAAUACUGGGAAUUUUGAAAAAAGUUCAGCAGGAAUGAAAUUCCGAUCGAAGAAUUUGCAAACAAAUUUCCUUGGGUCACCACAAACUACAACGUAUUUUUAUUACUAAACUCAUCAAAUUAUCUUGAACCGCACAAUUAUUUUGAUUAUUCAGAUCAAAUUUGCCAGGUAACUUUUUUCAAUUAUUCUAUUUUUGGAGACAGCAUCAUAAUUCAAGCACAUCCAUUGAUGAAAAUCCAUCCAUCAAGCAUUCAUUAUCUUUUUUCUACUAACUUCAUAAAGCGUUUUAUAUUUUUUUUAGAAAUGAAAUUCUAAAAUAAUUUUAUAAAUGAAAUAUUAAUAAAAACUAGAAAGAAAAGAAUAAGUAAAAGUUAAUCAGACUUUUUCCAAACUUACCUGUUCAGAAAAAUGUACAAGAUUAUACCUUAACUAUCGAUAAAAUUGCAGCUAAUCUCCAACAAAUAAAUGUUUGCGUAAUUUAGACUAUAGAAGAAGAUAUCAGCGCAAUCUUCUAAGACUAGAUUAGAUUAAAGUUUAGAUAUAGAAAUUUCCCUUAGAUGGCGCUGUUUGCCCUUGAUUUGCCCACUGAAAAAAUUUUUUGGUUCGACCAGUACUAUAUGGGUUUGGUCAAACCAAAAAAUUUUUUCAGUGGGCAAAUCAAGGGCAAACAGCGCCAUCUAAGGGAAAUUUCUAUAGGUAUUCGGGGUAAAUUAGAGCCCCUCUCGGCUAUCGCCGACUUCAAGCUCCUCGCCCUAGGCAUCUGUUCGCACUUACACUAUCGGGCAUCACAAAAAUGAAUGACGUCGCCAUCUCUUGGGGAAACACAUCCAAAUACUUCUUUGGACAACUCCUAGCAGCCGGCAUGAUCUAUUCGGCUAUAGGAGAUAGGACACGACCUCGAAUCCUCCUUCUGGUCCUCAUUACUCUUCGCAUCAAAAAGUAUGGAAUUGUCACAUUGACUCUGGUUUCCUUGCCUAUAGUUCGGGUAAAAAAACCCUGAUGUGGUAUCCGGUCAGAGAUAAAAAAAAAAUCCCGGAUGCAAGUUCCAGGCCCCAGCCCUCUUAAACCAAAAACCCAGAUUGUAUGGGAGAAGGACAAGUCGAUUAAGUCACUAUUUAUGUGUGUGUGCAGUCUUCUACGAAGAAUAUAAAGACUUCAAAGACGUUUGGCAGCAUAUUUAUGAAAAACUAUCAGCUUAUAAAGCAAGCAUAGAGAAGAAAAGACUGAAUAGAAUUCCAAAAAUCAUGAGUUAUUUAGAAAAAUACUCAGGGCUAAGCAGGGUUGCAAACAAAGUUAAGAUAGAAGAGCAAGAAAGCUACUUUUGGCAACUAGCUUGCUUAUUUAUAGUUUUAUUAGCUGAUAUCUCUGCAGUUUUUGGGAUUAUGGGCUACUUCAAACACAAAGAAAGCUCUUCAAAUAUUUAA